CGCCGGCCUGACAGCACCGCCUUCGAUCAGCACUUCUUCCCCUCUCUUCCACCCCACCACACUGCGGUUCUUCUGAAUCAUCAACAACCCUUAUUAGACAGGCUCUAAGGGGACGCCAUUGCUAUUCGACACUAUCACAUCAUGCCUGCCUACCACUCAAUCUUCCUCGAGGACCGGGAUGUCCCCGUAAUAGGCAAUUUCCCCGUCCUCCCCCUCCGCACCCGCACUCGCGGCCCCGCAUACACCCUCCCUCCGCUACCGCCUAAUGCCGAUACCGAAGUGCCCCCCGACAGCGAGUCCUAUGACUGUGUUGACGAGAUCUUGUCGCUCUUCCGUGCCAAUGUCCUCUUCCGCAACUUCGAGAUCAAUGGUCCUGCGGACCGUAUGCUCAUCUAUGGAACGUUGUUCAUCACCGAGUGCUUGGGGAAGGUGAAGCCGACAAUGACCGCUCGCGAUGCGGAGAAGGCUUUGAUCAAUGUCGCGCUCGAUCACUUUGCUAUCCCUGGUGACGUGUCCUUCCCUCUGAACCAGGCCUUCGAGGCCCCGCGGGACCGUCAGGAUGCCGAAACGCUCAGAUCUUAUCUGUCUCAGGUGCGGCAGGAGAUUGCUAUCCGCCUGCAUGCUAGACUAUACCCCGGCGGUGUCGGUCCUUCAAAGUGGUGGCUCAGCUUCACCAAGAGAAAGUUUAUGGGAAAGAGCUUCUAGGAUAGAUCCAUUACUUUGAUGUGAAAUCCUCCGGACGGCUGCUGAAGUCCUGCCACAUUAAUUCUGUGUAUAUUCGAAUAUGAGCGUUGUGAAAGCGAAGAUUCACGAGGCUGACUAUAUUGGUCGAGUAAGCCUUAGUUCUUACUCUUGUUCGGACGCAACGCUAAGUGGUUCUUGUCACUCAAAUCCGUCAUAGGAAUUCCCGGGAUAUCUCUUGAAACCAGGCGUUAUUGUCAUUGAAUUCGCAUCAGGUUUGGC
Aspergillus saccharolyticus JOP 1030-1 is the source of this 963-nucleotide messenger RNA. RefSeq names its product actin-related protein 2/3 complex subunit 3. The record is from RefSeq and is a predicted model, not a curated record. Gene Ontology annotation, biological process: Arp2/3 complex-mediated actin nucleation; regulation of actin filament polymerization. The transcript has 6 exons. Lineage: Eukaryota; Fungi; Ascomycota; Eurotiomycetes; Eurotiales; Aspergillaceae. Bases 142 to 705 code for a protein of 187 amino acids. Gene Ontology annotation, cellular component: cytoskeleton; Arp2/3 protein complex. Gene Ontology annotation, molecular function: actin filament binding.